Molecule: messenger RNA, 1714 nt
Organism: Xyrauchen texanus (razorback sucker)
Lineage: Eukaryota; Metazoa; Chordata; Actinopteri; Cypriniformes; Catostomidae
Gene: ndufv3
Product: NADH:ubiquinone oxidoreductase subunit V3
Exons: 4
Coding region: 32-1564 (510 amino acids)
Biological process (GO): mitochondrial ATP synthesis coupled electron transport
Cellular component (GO): mitochondrion
Source: RefSeq, a predicted model, not a curated record
AACAGCAAGACGACGAAGAAGGAGAGCAAAGAUGGCGGCGUCCCUGCUCAGGUUAGGUCGACUUGGCACUCUCAAGUGUCUCCUGCGUGACAGCUGGGGCACGCAGAGGACCGCUUUUGUUGCAGCACUCUGUACUAAAGCAGAUAUCCCACCCAAAACAGCAAAGAAGGCAAAGGCUGCAAGUAAGACCCUAGAGGCAGACGAGAGGGCCUCUCUUCUAGCUUAUAAGCCCACAGUUGCCUUCCCUUCUAAGCUGUCUGCCACAGGUGAGUCUGAGUCUAGUGUGCACAUUGUGACAACUAAGACUGUGGUAGCUGCAGCUGCAUCUUUAGAACAGCCAACUCCAGCAUCCCAAUCCGUGACUGAAGACACUACCUCAGAGGAGCUGACCAAGGAAACAGAAAAUGCCACUCCAGCAGCAGAAACCGCUGAGACCAUUUCCACUGCUGAUGCUGAUGAGACGACAACUGAUGUAGCUCAGACAGCAGCUGCUGAAGUUGCUGAAGAAGAUACAAAGGUCACUGAUGUCCUAUUUACUGAUCAAGUCACCACAGCAAGUGAAGGAAGUAAGGCUGAUGUUGAGGCAGAUGUUCAGAAAGAUCAAAAGGAUACCUCCUCAUCAUCCAGUGAUUCUGAUUCUGAUUCUGAUUCAGACUCUGAUUCUGAUGAUGAGAAAUCUGAGGUAAAACCAAAGACUGAAACAGUCAUCCAGUCUGGAGAGAAAGCAGUAGAGGAAAAGAAAGCUCCUGUUCAGGAAACUGAAGGAGUAGAUAUUGAUGAAAAGAAAUCAGAACCUGAAUUGGUCAUUGCACCUAGUGCCUCAUUUGGAGAGAAAGAAGAAAAUGCUGAAGCUGUGAUUAAAGCAAUGCCUGAAGAAGUGCCUUCCCCAAGGGUUGAAGCAGUUGGCUCGGAGGAGACCCUUAUUGACCCUGCCCCUAUAUUGUCCUCCACAACUGAAGCAAUUCCUGAAGUUACUAGUGAAUCAAUCACAGUUGUGACCCCUGAUGAGUUAGUGGACACUGCAGCAGAAGUUAAAGCAGCUCCUACAGAGGAGAUUCUUGUUGAAAAGGAAGCAGAAAUUCUGUCUGAGGCUACACCAGUUGUCGAAGGCGCUGUUGAAGUUGUCCCAGUGGUCACAGCUGAGGCCAGCCCUGAAGAAAUUGCAGACUCUGCUGUUGAAGCUAGUCAGGGAGUAGCUGCUGAGCCUCCAACAGAUGUUGUCUCUGAGGUGGUCUCUGAAGUUGCAGCUAAAUCUGAGGCUGCAUUGGAGACAAUAACCAAAGCUGCUGUUGAAGCUGGAACGGAGGUAGCCCCAUCUGAAGAGCUGCAGGACCCUGCUCCUGUGACUGAUGCUGUAGAGGCCCUAGCCAAGACCGAAGUUGAGGAAACAUUUGAGGAACAAGCCCCAGCGAAAGCCCCGGAGCCAGAGCCGGAGCCUGAACCCUUUGACAACACCACUUACAAGAACCUGCAGCACCACCACUACAACAUGUACACCUUUGCUGAUAUGGAUGUAGAGAUGUCUAAACACCGUUUGCCCCAGCCUUCCUCGAGCAGACCCUAACCCAGGCACUAAUCCAUCAUAGCAUGGCCUGCAGUCUUGCUACCUUUGUCUACAUCCUGUGUCUUUCCCAUGUUACUUUGGUCUUCAACAAUUCCUAGGUUUACUCUAGAAUUCUGUUAUUUUGGAAUUAAAAUAUACAAUUUAACUUAA